AUGUCACACUGCCGCAAUAUUUUCCCAGUUAACGUGAAAUCACAAAUCUACUAUUCACUAUUUCAGUCUUGCAUUAAUUAUUGCCAUCUUGUUUGGGGGACAACUACACAAACAAACAUAGAAAAACUUACUUUACUUCAAAAAAGAUGCUUCGAUCGUUAUAUUGCCAAUGAGCACUAUCUCGCUCACACCAAACCUUUGUUUGCCAAAUAUAAAAUAAUUAAUCUUGAUAAGAUGUAUGACUAUAGAUUACUGCACAGCUUUCGUUUUUCAUCUCCUGAGCAUGCUUCGCUUUUAUGCAAGAUGUCAGAGCUCUCCGAACAUCCUCGUAGCUUCAACACCCGUCUUUUUGAAAAAUGGAUAGUACCACGAGCUCGUACUAACUAUACUUACCAGUCAAUUACAUAUCGUCUACCUUUAUUACUUAAUCAUCUUCUUAAUAAUAAUACUGAUAUAUAUCAAAUGGGAAGGAAAUCAUUACUUAUGCAUUUCUUGUGA
Molecule: messenger RNA, 498 nt
Organism: Ixodes scapularis (black-legged tick)
Lineage: Eukaryota; Metazoa; Arthropoda; Arachnida; Ixodida; Ixodidae
Exons: 1
Coding region: 1-498 (165 amino acids)
Source: RefSeq, a predicted model, not a curated record